This is a messenger RNA of Thecamonas trahens ATCC 50062, 4629 nucleotides long. RefSeq lists its product as uncharacterized. Bases 1 to 4629 code for a protein of 1542 amino acids. Gene Ontology annotation, molecular function: protein binding. The transcript has a single exon. The record is from RefSeq and is a predicted model, not a curated record. NCBI's taxonomy places the organism in Eukaryota, Apusomonadida, Apusomonadidae.
AUGGAGAUCCUGGCCUCGCUGGAUACCAUGCCGCUCUCUUUGGCGGUGUACAACACCGGAUCGGCGCAGGUGUUCGAGCCGCUCCGCGUUGAGCUCUUGGGCGGCUCGGCUUCCCCGCUCGCAACUGUCCGGCCGCUUGUUGCAGCUGCGCUUGGCAGCCUGCUACCGGGUGAGCCAGAGUUUGUUUUUGUGGCUCCGGAUGGCGCUGCUGUGGCUGCAGAUGACGAGGCGCGCAUCGCCCUCGGCGAGAUCCUGCCGCGGCUGCCGGCUAUCAACGGGCGCGCUCCGGGCACAAAGUCGUCGCCAGAGCCUCUCGGUGUCUUUGCCUACAUCCCAGUCUCACGCCGUAACCACAAGCGCGAUCUGGUUGUCCGCCGGACGCUUGCUUCACGCAAGGCUACCAACCAGGCCCGAGUCGCUGCCGUUGUCAACCACGCUCGGCGAAAGGCCGCCGAUCGUCGCCGUCGCUGGCACCGCGCCCCGCGACUGGACGUUUAUGCCAGCGUCAUCCGUAUCAACAUCAUCAACCUUGACGCACUGCUGCUCGCAGCUGCUGACUCUUUCCUUUCGCUCCCCUCGUUCUUGGGCCCUGAUGGAACGCUUGAGCUUGUCCGCGCCGCUUCGGCCUCGCCGUCCAUCGACGCGCCACUUGUGGGCGACGCGCUUAGCGGCCAGACGCUUCUCCACGCCCAGCUCGCGUCCUUUUCGUACUCGGAAGUGGCUCGCCUUGUGGCUGCCUUUCCAGAUCUUGUCCGCGUUGUCGACGCUUCCGGCAACACGCUUGCGCACAUUGCGGCAGCCUGUGGGCGCGACGACGUGCUCCCGCUGGUUGUCCGCAACUUUCCGGACGUGCUCGUGAUGGCUAACUGCGCCGGGGCCACCCCGCUUCACCUCGCGACUUGGCCGACAAAGACGGCAGCGGCCGCCGAUGCCAGCUUCUUGGCCUGCCUCUCGGCGACGUCACGCGCAACCUUUUCGCUGUCCGAGCUUGCGGUCCGCGACGUGUCUGGUGUAUCUGUUCUGGCCAUGCUGCGAAAGCACGGCCACGUAUCACUGCUCGACUACGUAGUCUCUGGUGCUACGGACAAGGUGAUGGCUAUUCUCUCGGGCGAUGACCCGUUUUACCCGUCAGAUGCGCCGCUUGUCUCCAACCUGGCGCACAAGCCUAGCCGGGCUGCCUUUGGCUCGACGGGAUGGACCGUCCUUCACCAUGCGCUCUGCUCCACGCCACGCUCCGAGCUCAUGACCAUGCUUGAUGUGCUCUGCACCUUUGGCGCCGAUGCUUCCGCCACCGACCGAGGCGGCGAGUCGGCGUUGCAUCUUGCUGCACGCCUCGGGCUUGCCGACGCGCUCGAGUUCCUAGCCGGAACCUGUCAGCCGGCAGCGUUGCUAGCGUGCGACGCAAAGUGCCGCUCGCCGCUACUUGUGGCGGCGCUUGCCGGCCACCAUGACCUGCUUGACACAAUGCUAUGCAUGGUGCUUUCCGAGUACACGCCGCAGGUCAGCCGCGAUGCAGGCCGGCCGGCGGCACACGUCGUCUCACCCAACGACGCCUUUCGCGCUCUCAACCGGCCCGAUGUCCACGGCGCAACCGUGGCGGCGAUCACCGGCGAGAAUGAGUGGCUGGGUAUCUUUGGCAAGCUGCUCCGGAUGGGGCUGGUCGAUGUCAAGGCGCCGUCGCCUGCACUUGUCACGCGGCUUGUGAUUAAGCAUGUGUGGCCAAGUCUGGAGCUUAUGAUGAGCUUGCCUACCUUUGACGCUGUCGCAGCGAUGCAUGUCCAGUCGCUGUUUGGCAAGGUCACAUUCCUGGGCAUGCUUGCAGCGGCCAAUGCACCGCUGCAGCUGGCGGAGGAGCUGCUGAGCAUUGUGGCAGCGUGCGGCGAGCAUGUCAUGGACUAUACCACGCCUGGCGGUGUGCCCCUGGUCCUCGAUCUGGCUGGGCGCGGCGAGGCAGGCUGGGUGUGCUCAGUGAUGGCGACAACGCCGCCACGUGUGUUCUGGCGCGAGUACACGCCUCCGUUCGGUGCAACCUGGUUUGCGCCGGUGGCGGCUGUAGAGGGGCUCUUCCGGCUACUGGCCUUUGGCGAUGUAACGCCUGCUCUGGCCGAAAGGGUCGAGACCCACUGGCAGCUGUACGGUGGGCACUGGAACCGGCGGCGGAAGGCGUCGCUGGCUGGGUCGAGGCCUACUCUCUUGGAGGCUGCCAUCGGCUCGGCUUUUGGCGGCUUCUCGGUCCUCAGCGCGGCGGCAGCCAGUGGCUCGUCGGACCUUGUGCGGCUCCUGCUGCGCGAUGUGGAACGGAUUGAGCUGGAGCCAUAUCUGGACUCGGCGCUCAACAUGGCAACGCUUCGAGGCCACGUCCAGGUUGUGAAACAGCUGCUAGCGGCGGGCGCCGAGCCAAGCUUUGUAACCCUCGCGCUUGCGGCCUGGUUCGACCGCUACGCUCUGGUCAAGUUCCUUGUUCACAAGAUGAGCGUGAGUGUGAUUGGCCCGAUUUCCACGCAUUUGUUCCGGGUCGACGUCCUCGGCGACGACGUCCCCCUAAGUGGCUCGUACGUGGUGAGCACCAACGCGGCGCAUGUGGCGGCGACAGCGGGCUCGAUGCGCUCGCUCCUGCUGGUGCUUGAGAGCGGCGAGCUGAGCGGUGACGUCCUGCGCGAUCUGGUUGUGGCGCCCGAGCGCGAGGACGACGAGGCUGGACCAGAUCUGCUCGCGUUCCUGCGCUCCAACUCAUGGACAGUGACUCAGCGGGUGUGUGAUUGUCUGGCGCGAUCACAGUUUAAGGGGAAGAACGCGCUUGCGGGGCUCGAAGUCCUCCGUCGCCUGGUCUCGCUCUCUGUUCCACCGGUGUGCGAGAGCGGUGCGAUUACAGCGUCGUCGAUCCCGCCACCGAUGUACUUCUUCCUGCGGUACGGUACCGCCCACGAUGUCGAGGCAGUGCUGGCCGGGUUCACUUCCUCGCAGUGGGGUGCACGCCAUGUGUUCUGGCAGCGUGGGAGCAAGGUGGUGGUCGACUGGCACUGGUUGGCGGUGACGAGCGGGAACGAGCUGGCGGCGGCGGCGCUCUUUGCCAACGGCAUCAUGCCUGAUGCACGCGCUGGCAUCGAGAUUAUACAUCGGCGAGCCGUCGCAAGUGGCCCAUUUAUGGCCUUGGCCGAGCCGCGGGGUGAGGUCAUGGUGGAGGGUGGUGGCGGGAGCAAGGAUUACAAGAUUGCGUCAACGCUCUCUCGGCUCUCGUUGUCAGUGGCUGUGCUGGCAGCGCCAGCUCGGAUGCUGCGUGCGUACCGCAUGUACAUGUCAGGAUGUGACAUGGCGGCGGGCUCGGGCUGGGGGGUCAUGCACGAGGCGGCGCGACGCAACGAUGCCAAAGUGCUCGAGCUGCUGCUGAGCGGAGGGUGCGCGACGUCGCCUGUGGUUCGGGUCCAGUCUGGACCGGGCGGCGCCGUGGCAGGCGUGACGCCUCUGUACGUGGCAGCGCGCAAUGGGCACCUGGAGAGUGUGCAGCUGCUGCUUGCAGCAGGUGCCGACCGUUCGCGGGUCCAUGGUGAUCCGGUGGAUGCCUUGCUCUGUCCACUCAACGGAGCGCUGCUGGGUUCGUCGACCACCGCGGCUGGUGUGUUGCUCCGAGCCAUGCUCGGACUGCGUGGUACGGGCGUGCUCUCGGGCGAGACCCUUGGAGCGUUUGCACGCUCUUUGGAGGAUUCACAGCCAGUCUGUGGUCAACGCUUUGGCAGUAGGACGUACUGGUCGGCGAAGCGCAGACCGUGGUCGUCACGGCAUGCUGUCACCGAGCCGAAGCUCUCUGGUGCGUGGACAGCGACGCACUCGCCACUCCACCACGCACUGGGCGAGCUGCAUCUCGGCAUUGCACGCACACUGCUUGACCGCGGAGUGCCUGUCAACAGCCACUAUGUGACUGAGAGUGGGCAACAGAUCACCAGCCUGCUCCGGCUCCUCGACGCACUUGACGCGCGGCGAGUCCGUGACGCCGGAGUGGUCGCCGAGGCAGACGCUCUGGCCGAGGCUCUCCUUCGCGAUGGCGCCGAGUACAUGGAGCCCGGUCCGUGUGGCCGGUACCCGCUGAUUCUUGCUGCCGAGCGAGGGCUCGCCGGCGCUGUGGUGAUGAUGGUCGAGGGUCUUUCGGCAGCCAGAUGGGCAGCUGCGCUGGAUGAGGACGCCCUGUGCGCGCUGGCGCGCGCAGGCGCAGUCUCUGGCUGCGAGCGGAUCGCACGGGCAGUGGCGAGUGUGCUCCAGCAUGUGCCGCAUGAGGCGCUUGUUCAUGCGCUGAGCGCACCGUCGAGCUGUAGGGCCGUCGGCGCGCUGCAUGCCAGCUGGCUGCAUGGCUCGUGGUGGACGUCGGGAAGAGUUGUGGCCCAAGCAGUCGGCGGCAUCAACCCACGGUCGGAUGAGUGGCUACUCUUUAAGCCGAUGGCGCUUGCACUGUGUGCCCGUCCGGCGCCCGAUGUCUUGCUUGAUUUUGCCAAGUCCGGCGGAGCGGACAGUCUCUAUGCCGCUCUCAUUGAGCUCUUUGGCGUCGUCCGCCAGCUCCAAGGCCGCAAUCUGCGUGCUGCGCUUGCUGCCGCGCGACAGGCUGCGCUUGCUCGGUUGCACGGCGAAGCGAUCGAGUAA